UCUCCAUUAAUCUGCAUCAGACGAACAGAGCUAGCUACACAGCCUCUGUACAAUUACAAAGAAACAGGUCAGCAUGAUUGUUGGUAGUGCUACACGCUAUCUUGCCGGCCGAGGCGCCGUCCAGACAGUUUAUUGGAUUGGAGAUGGUUCAGGGGGUAAAAUGGUUAAAUACAGCCGUGUGCUGACUUUCAGAGACAAGAACGCGGCGGCUGAGAAUAUUUCACUCAACGGUUCGCAAUACAGCCAGCGUAUGCAGAGCCCUCCGCCAUCAGCAGCACAACAGGUCCCUGACAGAAGGUAUUUCCACACGACUACGCCAUUGAUGAGUUAGCCAUCAGAACAAACAUCACUUUGUCUUGGCCAGUCCGUCACGUCACUUCAGUGCAAAUAUCUCAAGAGCAAUAGUUUCAAAUUUUAAAUGAACAUUCUGUGGCAUAAAUUUAAUUUAAUUAAGGACUCUUUGGUUGAAAAUACUCAGACUAAAUUUGACUCUGAAAUGCGUUGGAAGCUCUGAACAGUGAAACAACAAAAAUGACGCAAAACAUGAUUAGUGACAUCUACAGAGCAAACGUUUCAACGAACAUGACGUCAAGGAAACAAAAAUUAUGCUACAAUUAUUUUUCGCUAAAGCUGAAGUGAGUUACAUUUCAAGAGCAUACUGUAUAAAAGCUAUUUAUUGGUUAAUUUAUAUCUGGAAGAAUCAUUCUGUGGUAUUUUUGUUAUAUCAAAACUCUUUACUUCUGAAGUUAAAUUAUGGAGUAGUAUUCACGUUAGUGGGAAACUCGAUGCGACAAAAAUUCAACAAUAUCUGUGCUCUGUUAAAUAUCCCAAACAGUAUUGCCUUAAUGUAUUCGUGACUAAUUUAUCUUGCAUAACUUCGGCGCCUUUAAACAUUGCGUUUAAAGCGCGAAACAUGUAAGUUAUGGAAGAUCGCACAAGUUGUGAGUCAACUACAGAGUGUCCCAAAAAUGUGUAUACUCAGCAGCAUCUUUGGUGCCCGUUUGUCGAUCAGUUACUCACUGCUGCCAACUGUGGCACGAAUCUAACGGUGGUCAUUUAUAACACCUACACUAGAUUCGCUAAUUCAAUUCGUGCCAAUGCUGAUGACGUAUGAAAUGAUUUAGUCUAUUAAACUGUAUUUGUUUCAUUCACUGUAUGUGAGUAUACAUUUAUUUUGGGCAUUCUGUACGGUUCAGAACUGUACAGGCCUAUAUCUUUUUAGUUUAUUGCUUUCAUUGUCGUAUGGACCUACUAGUGUUUUUUUAAGCUAUUUAUUUGUUUGCCAAUUAUAAAGUAAAAUAUAUAAAGGCAUAAAAAUUGCUUUAUAAUGUGUACAUCUACUGCCGAAUUAAAUUAAUUUAUUAUGA
Messenger RNA from Zootermopsis nevadensis, 1367 nucleotides. RefSeq lists its product as uncharacterized. NCBI's taxonomy places the organism in Eukaryota, Metazoa, Arthropoda, Insecta, Blattodea, Termopsidae. The record is from RefSeq and is a predicted model, not a curated record.